AUGACAGACGGUCCAUAUACCUCCACAUCACGAAUAAUGUUGUUGCUGCUUCUACUACUACUAGCACCAUUGUUCGUAUUGAGAGGAUGUGAUGGAGAAUCAUUGAGAGGAGGUGAUGGAGAGUCGGAGGAUGAAAUCAAUUCUUCGUUCGGAGGUGGUGGUGAUGGUGAAUUGUUGAGAGAAGGUGAUGGAGAGUUGGAGGAUGAAAUCGAUUCUUCGUUCGGAGGUAGUGGUGAUGGAGAAUCGUUCAUCGAAGGUAGUGAUGAUGGAGAAUCGUUCAUCAGAGGUGUUGGUGAUGAAGAAUUGUUCAUCGGAGGUAGCGGUGAUGGAGAAUCGAUCAUCAAAGGUGGUGGUGAUGAAGAAUCGUUCAUCAGAGGUAGUGGUGAUGGAGAAUCGAUCAUCGAAGGUGGAGGUGGAGGUGGAGGUGGUGGUGAUGGAGAAUCGAUCAUCAGAGGUGGAGGUGGAGGUGGUGGUGAUGGAGAAUCGUGUGGUCCGAGUCUGAAAAAAAUGUGUUUGAAAACAGCGGAGGCAAAAACGAUGAUAAUGGCUACAAUUCUUCUUUCCAUUUUGAAUAAUGUUAUCCUCAUUUUGAAACAUUGUGUAUAUAUAGGCGAGAUCGAGAGGGAGGGAAAAUAA
Molecule: messenger RNA, 636 nt
Organism: Cannabis sativa
Lineage: Eukaryota; Viridiplantae; Streptophyta; Magnoliopsida; Rosales; Cannabaceae
Product: putative glycine-rich cell wall structural protein 1
Exons: 1
Coding region: 1-636 (211 amino acids)
Source: RefSeq, a predicted model, not a curated record